Cephus cinctus (wheat stem sawfly) is the source of this 1978-nucleotide messenger RNA. It is a transcript of the gene wcd, whose product is annotated as U3 small nucleolar RNA-associated protein 18 homolog. Gene Ontology annotation, molecular function: protein binding. The transcript is spliced from 7 exons. The record is from RefSeq and is a predicted model, not a curated record. Lineage: Eukaryota; Metazoa; Arthropoda; Insecta; Hymenoptera; Cephidae. The coding region runs from base 187 to 1779 and encodes 530 amino acids. Gene Ontology annotation, biological process: rRNA processing. Gene Ontology annotation, cellular component: Pwp2p-containing subcomplex of 90S preribosome; small-subunit processome.
UAUAUAUAUCAGUGCUAGAGGGACUCUAGCCGAAACAAGUGGAGUAUGUUUCGUAGCCCACUUGAAGAGCAUUACCUUCGGUCUCCUUUACUCUAGCCUCCAUGACUGAAAGCUUAUAUCGAAACACGCCGUGAGUCUGACUAUAACUGUUUGUUAUAAAAUAUCAUUUUCCAUUACAAUAUAAACAUGGGUGAUGCCCAAGAAAUUAAUAUUAAACAAAAUAUGGAUAAAGAUACGCGUAAGGAAUCAAGUGAGGAUGACCAUAAUUCUGAAAUUAAAACACUUAUCUCCACAAGAAAUAAAACAAAAUAUAAUGCAGUGUUUCAAGGACCUUUACAAAAAAAACGAAAAAAUGAAUACAAUCCUGAAGAGGAGGCGAGGCUGGAAAGGCUAGUUUUUGGAGAUGCUAAUGAUAUAAUAAGUAACUUAUUGGAUGAAAAAGAAUCAAAAGAUUCACAAAACAUCUUAUUGAAAAAUGAUGCAUUUGAGGAUGAGUCUGACAAUGGCAGCAUUUUAUCAGAAGAAUCAGGAGAUGAUGAAUGUACAGAUGUGAAAAAAGAAGUUGCAUGGAUAGAUGAAGAUGAUGAACAAUAUUCGUUAGAUACUGGUUUACGUGCACAGAAACGUAAAUUGCCAGAAGGUAGAUCAGAAACAAAAUUUACUGAAUUAUUGCAAAAUAAAUAUAAAGAAAUUGUUGGAACUCCCAAAUGGGCUCAAUUAAAUAAAGACAAUGAAACAAACUCAGAUGAUUCUGCUGAUAUUUUAAAUCACACUAAUCACCUAGCAGUGGUAAAAGUAAAGAAGUUAACCAAGGGAAAGAUUGAUAUAAAACUUCUUACUGAUAUUAAUAAAGAAACUGGAAAUGAAGGUCCUCUUGUUACAAGUGUACAGUUUCAUCCUAAUUCUACAGUUGCAUUGGUUGCUGGCUUAUCCGGAGUAUUAUCGAUAUUUCAGGUUGAUGGCUGUGAAAAUAAAAAGUUGCACAGUAUGAAAUUUUCAAAGUUUCCCAUUGACAGAGCAAGAUUUACACAAGAUGGUUCUGAGAUCAUAGUAGGCUCCCGAAGACAUGCCUUUUGUCAUACAUAUGACUUGAUUACUGGAACAACUAUAAGAACACCACUGGCACAUACAAUGACGAAUAUGAAGAAAUUUGAGAUUUCGCCCGAUGGUAAAUUCAUUGCUGUAUGUGGAAGAAUGGGUCAAAUACAUUUACUAUCUUCUCGGAGUAAAGAACUAGUGCAUACAUGGAAGAUGAAUGAAAAUUGCAAUGCUCUUGCCUUUACACCUGAUAGCCGACAGCUGUUCAGUCACGGUGAUGGUGGCGAAAUGUACGUAUGGGACAUUGAUAGACGUAUGUGCAUACAUCGCGCAGUAGACGACGGCUGUCUCUCCGGUUCGGCGAUCGCCAUCUCACCAAGUGGGCAACUUCUCGCUGCUGGAAGUCGUCAAGGCGUUGUGAAUCUCUAUGAUACUAAAACGCUUUUGCAAAAAAAAGUACCUGUUCCAAUGAAAAUAAUUUUGAAUCUGGACACUUCAAUUAGUUGUCUAGCAUUCAAUCCAACUUCGGAAAUACUUGCAUUCGCGUCCGAGGACAAAGAAAAUGCGUUUAAAAUGAUGCACAUUCAAUCGACUACAAUUUUUUCAAAUUUUCCUACAUUUAAUACAAAAAUUUCUAAGCCUUUGGCUCUGGAAUUUUCCCCAGGCAGCGGCUAUUUGGGAAUUUCCAAUAAUAGAGGUAAUGCAUUUUUGUGUAGACUUAAACACUACGGAAAUUAUUAAGUUAAAUCUUCUACAGUCAAUAAACAAUAUGAAUACAAGUUCGUUGUAUAACAUUUUUUGUAUUUCCAAACUCUAUAAUGUAUGCCAAAUACUUCUUGUUUUAUGAUUUUUGCGUUUAAUCAAAAAAUUGUAAUACUUUCAUCACAUGAUAGGAAAUACUGUCCAAAAGCUUAAACGGGUUCAUUAAACAAUUCUGCAU